AUGGGCCAAAAGACUAUUGUUGUGGGCGCUGGCCCUGUUGGGGCUCUUGCUGCUCUUUACGCAGCUCAGAGAGGUCAUGAAGUAGAAGUUUACGAGCUGCGAAGUGACCUUCGUGAUCCAAGCACCACUCCACUCAACUUUACAAAGUCCAUCAACCUUGCACUAUCAGAACGAGGUAUCAAUGCCAUCAAAUGUUCGGGGCGUGCCGACUUAUUAGAAAGCAUUAUCGGCGAGACAAUCCCUAUGCGGGGUCGCAUGAUCCACGGUCGGGACAAAUCGGGAGAGUUGUAUGAGCAAGGUCAGGAUUAUGACAUUCAUGGACGAACACUUUAUGCUGCAGACCGAGGAGGCCUGAACAAAAUAUUACUGGACGAGCUAGAAUCGCUACCCAAUGUCAAAUUCUUCUUCAACCACAAGCUUACCGGAGCGGACUUCCGCAAACAUACAGCAUGGUUUGAAGUCACCAAUAAGACCACGGCAUCACAAGGACGCCAUAAAGAGAUUGAAGUCAACUUUGACUUCCUCAUUGGUGCCGAUGGAGCACAUUCUUCUACGAGGUAUCACUUGAUGAAAUACACUCGGAUGGACUACCAACAAGAAUAUAUCGAUACCCUAUGGUGCGAGUUUCAAAUCACGGCAAAGCCAGUCAAAUCAGGCCAGGACGAAAAUUCGAGAUUUUCAAUUUCUCAACAUCACCUGCACAUCUGGCCUGGCAAAGAAUUUAUGUUCAUUGCCAUUCCCAGCUUGGACGGAUCUUUCACUUGUACCCUCUUUAUGCCCUCCUCACACUUCAGCGCCCUCGAAUCCAACCCCUCCACCCUCCCCACCUUCUUCAACACUCACUUCCCUGGCGUAACCUCCCUAAUCCCACCCAAAGACCUAAUAACCUCCUUCACAACAAACCCGCACCUCCCCCUACUCAGUAUAAAAUGCACUCCCUACCACUUCCUCUCCUCAGCCGUCAUCCUCGGCGACGCCGCCCACGCCAUGGUCCCCUUCUACGGCCAAGGCAUGAACGCCGGCCUCGAAGACGUACGAUUCCUAUUCUCCAUCCUCGAUAAACACUCCUCCCCCAACAGCGAUCAAGAAACCGACACUAAAGUCCGAGCCACUGCCCUCGCCGAGUACUCCGAAUUCCGGACACGAGACGCACACGCUAUCAACGACCUCGCGCUGCAGAAUUACGUCGAGAUGCGGGCUAGUGUCGUGAGUCCGGUGUAUAAGGGCAGGAAAUGGUUAGAGGAGAAAUUGAGCGUGUGGGUGCCGAGUCUAGGCUGGGCGACGAGGUACAGUCGGGUGAGUUUUGGGAAUGAGAGGUAUAGUGAGGUGGUGGAGAGGAGUGACAGGCAGGGAAGGUUGUUGGUUGGGUGGGUGUUGGGGGUGCUUGGGUUGCCGGUUGUGGUUGGUGCGGUAGGGGUAUGGUGGAGGUUGAGGAGGGGUGGGAGGGGGUGGAGGUGAGGUUAUGGAUGAUUUGGGUGGAUCUGAG
This is a messenger RNA of Mollisia scopiformis, 1486 nucleotides long. RefSeq names its product FAD dependent oxidoreductase. Gene Ontology annotation, biological process: quinolinate biosynthetic process; L-tryptophan catabolic process; NAD+ metabolic process. The coding region runs from base 1 to 1458 and encodes 485 amino acids. The transcript has 4 exons. Lineage: Eukaryota; Fungi; Ascomycota; Leotiomycetes; Helotiales; Mollisiaceae. Gene Ontology annotation, molecular function: kynurenine 3-monooxygenase activity; NAD(P)H oxidase H2O2-forming activity; FAD binding. Gene Ontology annotation, cellular component: mitochondrial outer membrane. The record is from RefSeq and is a predicted model, not a curated record.